UCGCGACCGCACAAGAAGAACCUGAAGCGUACGCGAUGGCCGACCGCAUGGACACCAAGCUCAUGGCAUCGUCGCCGUCCAGUAAACUCAGCAGCUCGGGCACGGCCAAUUUCCGCACCGAAGAAAUCCGCGGUUAUUUGUUUAAGAAGACGCGUGAGGGCAAGUGGCAGAAACGGUGGUUCGAGACGAACGGAUGCUUCCUCACCUACUACAAGAAACAAGGGCAGAAGCUGCUUGCGGCGCUGAAUCUGCCACAGGUGGGCGCUAUUACGCUACUCCCAGAAGACCACGUCGAUGGCCCUGGGCUCUUCACGAUCGAGCUAAAUGAGCGCAUCUACACUAUCAAGGCGCGAUCCCAUGACGAGGCUGCGUUCUGGGUGGACGCCUUGCUAUGGCGUCAGGCUGGCGGUCUCGUGACGCAGAAGUCUCCAGACGUAACCAAGCAGAAAGUCGGCAACAUCGCGGCCGUACCCGCCGACAAGUUAGAUGCAGGAUCGUCCCCCACCACCAGCUCCAUGCACGUGGAAAUGGCCAGCAAGCAGCAUGUAACGACCGCGAAUCCGGACGACGUGGGCAAAGAUGGCGCUCCAUGCGCAGCCUGCUGUGUCGUGCAAUAG
Messenger RNA from Phytophthora infestans T30-4, 617 nucleotides. RefSeq lists its product as uncharacterized. Bases 36 to 617 code for a protein of 193 amino acids. The record is from RefSeq and is a predicted model, not a curated record. Lineage: Eukaryota; Oomycota; Peronosporomycetes; Peronosporales; Peronosporaceae. The transcript is spliced from 4 exons.